Dreissena polymorpha is the source of this 1591-nucleotide messenger RNA. RefSeq lists its product as uncharacterized. Gene Ontology annotation, molecular function: oxidoreductase activity, acting on the CH-CH group of donors. The transcript is spliced from 3 exons. The record is from RefSeq and is a predicted model, not a curated record. Lineage: Eukaryota; Metazoa; Mollusca; Bivalvia; Myida; Dreissenidae. Gene Ontology annotation, cellular component: membrane. The coding region runs from base 78 to 545 and encodes 155 amino acids. Gene Ontology annotation, biological process: lipid metabolic process.
GAAUUGGCCUGUUCCGGUUCGUUCAAGGACUGAAGGAUGGCGAGGAUAGCCGACUUAAAGGUGUCAAAGACAAACCAAUGCGAUUCUGGUUCUCCUGGACAAUGCAAGGUAUUUGGGUGUUCGUGACGCUCUUACCGUUGCUCGUUCUCAACAACAGAGAGGAAGACUGUCCUCUGACAACCUGGGACUAUGUUGGUUGGGGCCUUUGGGGGCUGGGCUUCGUUUUUGAAACCGUGGCUGAUUACCAAAAGUCUGUAUUCAAGAGCAACCCAGACAAUGCGGGUAAGUUCAUAACAUCUGGGCUAUGGAGCAUAUCACGGUCCCCGGCUUAUUUCGGAGAGCUGUGUAUGUGGCUGGGAAUACUCAUCACAUCAUCAUCGGUUGUGACGUCAUUCAAGGAGAACGUGCUUGUGAUAUCGCCAUUGUUUCUGUCUUUCCUGUUGCUGCUUGCACAGGAGAAGCAACAGGGAACACAAUAUGGAACGGAUCCGAAAUUCGCUAACUAUGUGAAGCAGACGGCAAGAUUAUUACCGUAUGUUUGGUAGAAACUAUAAAGAUGUCAAAAUUAAUACCGUGUGUUUGUUAAAAACUGUGAUGUAAAAUUGUAUGGAAAAUGUACAUAUUUGUGUUGGUGUGUUAUUACGUUUUCACUUUUGGCAAAUGUUCACCCGUAUAAGAUGAGCCGUGUUCUGAGAAAACUUGGCAUAAUGCAUGUGCGUUAAGUGCUGUCCCAGAUUAGCCUGUGCAAUUCGCACAGGCUAAUCAGGGAAGACACUUUCCUCUUUAAUGGUAUUUUUCGUUUAAAUGAAGUUCAUUUUUACCGAAAAUUUAGUUUAUGCGGAAAGUGUCGUCCCUGAUAAGCCGGUGCGGACUGCACAGGCUAAUCUAGGACAACACUUUACGCACAUGCAUGAUGCCCAAUUUUCUCAGAACAAGACUCAGAUGACCUGUCGCAAGUAACACAUUUCUCCCUACCUCUAAGGUAACACUUUGAGGUCAUAGGUCAAAUUUGUCCAUGAAACAGAUUGUUCCAACUAUAACUUCAUCAUUUAUAACACAAUUGAAAAUUAUUAAGCACACAAUUGAAUAUAAUUAAGCACACAUGUUCACAAUAAUGAGACUGUGCGGGAUAUGCAACAACUGUAACCAAACCUAAAAGGUCUUGGUCAAACAUGAAGGUCAAAGGGUAUGUUUGCCUAUUAAACAGCCUUGUCCACACUGUAAUUUUAUCAUUCAUCAUUUAGAAUAAUUUACCAACAAUGUAAACCAAGUGGAGAAACUGUUAACCAUUUGUUAAAGGUCAGGGUCACACUAAAUGUCAAAAGUCAAACAUGUGCAUGGUUUAGCUUUUUAGAUAUUUACAAACAUGAUUGACAACAUGCAUCUAGUUUAAAAGGUUGUGAUUAGUUUUCGUGUUUGUUUUGGCGGUAUAAAUUAGGCAUGGACUUUAAUUAAAUUCAAUGAGUGCAAUAAAGAAUGAAACACUCAGUUUGUUAGUGUAAUGAAUACCUCAGGAAAACUACAUUUGUUGUAUAUACUUGUGUCUAUGUUGUGAUUAUAUCCAUUAUAUGUGUAUUUUGAUGCUUGUAAA